GAUGUAUGCGAACCACCAGAAGUGGAUGACGAUAUCCAAAUACUCUUCUCUUUACAAUAGAAUCAAAUUCAAAAUCCCGCCCCCACCCAACUGAUGAGCAUCGUUUCUUCAAGCCCAGAAGAAAUUGAAUCCAUGAACUGAAAUGAAUCUCUUCGCCACAUGGAAACCCAAUCCCCCUUGCCGGAUCUACGUGACGCAAUCUUCCGGUGAUGGCAAACAGGUCUUCCCUCCGCCGGCCGACCAAUUCAGGCCUCUGCAGUCCGUAUUCCGGCGUCGGCUUCUCACGGGCGUCGGCGCCGCUUCUCUAUUGGCUGUUGGGGCCAAUUUCGGCGGGGCCACGAGUUUUCUUCUGGGCUUCUCGCCGGAGGCUGCUCGGAGUCUCAAGCUGGACGCGCUUUAUCCGGUGGGAGGAUACAGCCGAUACAUAGACACAAAUGAAGGAUUCGAAUUUGUGUACCCGGAGAGUUGGUUGGGGGAUCAGACGUUAUUAUACAGAGCAGCAGGGAAGGCUGAAAGGUCACUGGAUCCCCCUCCUCUGGGCGGUGGUGGAGGGCGGCGGAGGAAUGUUAAUGAGCCGGCGGUGGCGUUUGGUCCACCGGGAUCAACCGGAGAGCUCAAUGUUAGUGUGAUUGUGUCGCCCGUUUCCAUUGACUUCUCGAUUGAGGCGUUUGGAGGAGCUGAAGAGGUGGGAGAAGCUAUUGUCAGAACAAUCACUGGAUCGGGCAAACGCCCAGAUGUGAAGGGGACGUUGAUGGCCUGCAGUUUGAGAGAGGAUUCCAUAAGAAAGGUUAACUAUUAUGAGCUUGAAUUUGAAGUGGAGAGCUCAGUUUUCCAUCGCCAUAAUGUUGCUGUGUGCUGUGCCCGAAAGGGAAGAUUGUUUACUUUGAACGCACAGGCGCCAGAAUCUGCUUGGCCCCAGUUUAAGUCACAGUUCUAUACAAUUGCUCACUCUUUUAAUUUAGUAUGAUCAGUGAGCUUAAGACAUCCUUUGUUUUUCUUUUGUGUUGCUUUUAUUUUUGGUCCUCCAAGUACCACUUAUUCCCAUUUGGUCCUCCGACUAUCUGUCCAAGAAUUUACUGCAAUCCGGCGUUUGAAAGCGAACUUGUUUAUCCAAGAAGUCUUCAAAGGAAACUUUAUACCA
This is a messenger RNA of Sesamum indicum (sesame), 1141 nucleotides long. RefSeq names its product Photosystem II reaction center PsbP family protein. Gene Ontology annotation, biological process: photosynthesis. The record is from RefSeq and is a predicted model, not a curated record. NCBI's taxonomy places the organism in Eukaryota, Viridiplantae, Streptophyta, Magnoliopsida, Lamiales, Pedaliaceae. Gene Ontology annotation, molecular function: calcium ion binding. Gene Ontology annotation, cellular component: extrinsic component of membrane; photosystem II oxygen evolving complex; photosystem II.